Castor canadensis (American beaver) is the source of this 1194-nucleotide messenger RNA. The record is from RefSeq and is a predicted model, not a curated record. NCBI's taxonomy places the organism in Eukaryota, Metazoa, Chordata, Mammalia, Rodentia, Castoridae.
UGGUCUGAACGCACAGCCUUGGCCUGUCGCGCGCGUCCAGCCGCGGAGCUGCCCCCCCACACCCUGCCCAGCUCUCCCUCUCCACCGUGGACAGGGGGCGCUGCGGUCCCGGUACCCCGAGGGGGCGGGCCCCGGGCGGGGCGGGGCUGGCCAGGCUUCCAGGCCUGGGCUCUGGCCGCCCGCGCCGCCCGGCUGCUCCGGCGACGGGCCGGGGCGGGGCGCGGCGGCAGGAAGCGGGGCGGGGACUCGUGGAGGCGUUGGGAGCGAGGGAGGGCGCGGCCAACUCCCGCAGGGACCGCAGGCCGAGAGCGCGGCGCUCGGGCCUGGCGCCGAGCCUGAGCCCGCCGACGGACGCGGCCCCGCCGCGGGCUCGGUCCCGGCCCCAGCCCCGCCAGCAUGGCCGGCCGGACGGUACGGGCCGAGACCCGGAGCCGGGCCAAGGAUGACAUCAAGAAGGUGAUGGCGACCAUCGAGAAGGUCCGGAGAUGGGAGAAGCGCUGGGUGACUGUGGGCGACACUUCUCUUCGAAUCUUCAAGUGGGUGCCAGUGGUGGACCCCCAGGAGGAGGAGCGACGGCGGGCAGGCGGUGGCACAGAGAGAUCCCGUGGCAGGGAGAGGCGGGGCAGGGGCGCCAGUCCCCGGGCGGGAGGCCCUCUUAUCCUGCUGGACCUCAAUGAUGAGAACAGCAAUCAGAGUUUUCAUUCAGAAGGUUCCCUGCAAAAGGGCACAGAGCCCAGCCCUGGGGGCACCCCACAGCCCAGUCGCCCUGCAUCACCUGCUGGACCUCCAGAAGGGGUCACUGAGGAGGCUCAGCCCCCACAGCUGGGCCAAGAGCGAGACCCUGGGGGCACACCUGCAGGUGGCACUGAUGACCCUCCAAUGCUGACCAAGGAGGAGCCUGUUCCAGAAUUACUGGAAGCCGAGGAUUCGAAAGUGAGGAUGACAAGGAGAGCCCUCCAAGAGAAAGGCCUGAAAACGGAGCCCCUCAGACGGCUUCUUCCCCGGAGGGGCCUCCGGACAAAUGCCCGGCCCAGCUCCGCGGUGCCGGACGCCAGAGCUGCAGGGGGAGGAAGCAAGGCCCCGAGGGCGCCCAGGACGGUCCCCCAGGGGAAGGGGAGGUGAGGCGGCUCCCCGGCAGGCGAGACCCGCAGGCCCCCUCGGCCGCCCCAAGUCCAGAACCACCCGUACCCUGCG